AUGUCGACCCUCCUGCACUGCUUAUCAAGCUCGUCCCUCACUUUACUCCAGCGAGGGGUCCGUCAAAAGAUACCAUCAAGGCGGAAUUUCAGGACCUUCCCUGCGUUGUGGGACCAGAAGGCCAACAAAGGUGUGCUUUACAAGGAGCUGGUAGUAGGCGUUCCCAAGGAGACCUUCCAGAACGAGCGGCGUGUGGCGUUGUCUCCUGCCGGGGUGCAGGCGCUGGUCAAGCAAGGUUUCAGUGUGAAGGUGGAGAGCGGAGCUGGCGAGGACUCAAAGUUCUCUGACCAGCAAUAUAAAGAUGCAGGCGCUAGCAUCACUGAUGUCAAGGGAGCCCUUGGAUCCGACCUGGUCCUCAAGGUCCGUGCACCGAGUCUGAGCGAGGCAGACCUUCUGAAACCGAUGUCCACCCUGGUCAGCUUCAUCUAUCCAGCUCAGAAUUCAGAGUUAAUGAAGAAGCUAUCUGAGAGGAAGAGCACUGUGUUGGCCAUGGAUCAAGUGCCGAGAGUCACCAUCGCGCAAGGCUACGACGCACUCAGCUCUAUGGCAAACAUCGCCGGAUACAAGGCUGUAGUUUUGGCAGCUAACCACUUUGGUAGAUUCUUUACUGGUCAAAUCACAGCAGCAGGAAAAGUACCUCCGGCUAAGGUUCUGGUAAUUGGAGGAGGUGUCGCUGGUUUAGCAGCCGCGGGGGCGGCCAAAUCAAUGGGAGCCAUCGUGAGAGGAUUUGAUACGAGACCUGCCGCUCUAGAACAGUUCAAGUCGUUUGGGGCAGAGCCCCUAGAAGUGGACGUCAAAGAGUCUGGCGAUGGGGUGGGAGGUUAUGCCAAAGAGAUGUCAAAGGAGUUCAUUGACGCGGAGAUGGCCCUGUUCGCCAAGCAGUGUAAAGAAGUCGACAUCGUCAUCAGCACUGCUCUGAUCCCAGGAAAGCGGGCACCCAUUCUAAUCAAGAAGGAAUUUGUGGAGUCCAUGAAGGACGGUUCUGUGGUGGUGGAUCUGGCUGCAGAGGCAGGGGGGAACAUUGAGACCACCAGGCCUGGCGAACUUCACAUUCAUAAGAACGUGACCCACAUUGGCUACACAGACCUGCCAAGCCGCAUGGCCACCCAAGCCAGCACCCUCUACUCCAACAACGUACUGAAGCUGCUGAAGGCCAUCAGCCCCGACAAGGAGUACUUCCACUAUGAGCCCAAAGAAGAUUUCGAUUACGGAACAAUGGACCAUGUCAUCCGCGGGACGCUUGUGAUGAAGGAUGGACACAAUAUGUUCCCGGCGCCCCUACCCAAGACGGCUCCCCCACAACCAGUCAAACAGAAAUCUGUGGCGGAGUUGGAAGCUGAGAAAGUGGCUGCAGUUUCUCCUUUCAAACGCACAAUGACGAAUGCUGGAGUCUACACAACAGGACUGUCCACCUGUCUAGCUCUGGGCCUCAUCUCCCCCAACGCUGCGUUCACGCAGAUGGUGACGACUUUCGGCCUGGCGGGAAUCGUGGGGUACCACACGGUGUGGGGCGUGACCCCUGCACUGCACUCGCCUUUAAUGUCUGUCACAAACGCCAUCUCAGGUCUUACUGCAGUGGGCGGUCUUGUUCUGAUGGGAGGGGGACUCACGCCGUCUUCCCUGCCUGAGAGUCUCGCCCUAGCUGCUGCUUUCAUUUCCUCCAUCAACAUUGCUGGUGGUUUCCUCAUCACCCAGCGAAUGUUGGACAUGUUCAAGCGUCCCACUGACCCCCCCGAGUACAACUACUUGUACAUUUUACCUGGGGCUGCAUUUGUUGGUGGAUAUGGUGCAUCUGUGGCCGCUGGCUAUAACAUUGAACAGAUGAUGUACUUGGGGUCCGGCUUGUGCUGCGUCGGUGCGCUGGCGGGCCUUUCCGCUCAGGGCACCAGUCGCCUUGGAAACGCGCUGGGCAUGAUGGGAGUUGCAGGAGGCAUCGCUGCCACCCUAGGCGCACUCAAGCCUACCCCAGAGCUGCUGUCACAGAUGUCAUUGGCAAUGGCCACAGGAGGGACUCUGGGUUUGACCAUCGCCAAGCGGAUCGAAAUCUCUGACCUGCCUCAGUUGGUGGCGGCGUUCCACAGCCUGGUGGGCCUGGCUGCGGUUCUGACCUGUGUUGCCGAGUACAUGAUCGAGUUUCCCCACCUGGACGCUCACCCAGCCGCCGGCGUGCUCAAGACUGUUGCCUACUUGGGCACGUACAUUGGAGGUGUCACCUUCAGUGGCUCGCUAGUUGCUUAUGGCAAGCUGCAAGGGAUCCUGAACUCUGCGCCUCUCCUGUUGCCCGGACGUCACAUGUUAAAUGCCGGUCUUAUGGCGGCGUCAAUGGGAGGCAUGGUGCCCUUCAUGCUUAGCUCCAGCUAUGCCACUGGAAUGGGAUGUCUACUAGGAGUUUCGGGGCUGUCCACUGUAAUGGGUGUGACUUUGACAGCAGCCAUUGGAGGCGCAGACAUGCCAGUUGUCAUCACUGUGUUGAACAGCUACUCAGGUUGGGCACUGUGCGCUGAAGGAUUCCUCCUUGACAACAACCUCAUGACCAUUGUUGGCGCUUUGAUCGGCUCCUCUGGUGCCAUCCUGUCUUAUAUCAUGUGUGUGGCGAUGAACCGUUCCCUCCCGAAUGUGAUCCUGGGUGGCUACGGCACCACCUCCACAGCGGGUGGCAAACCCAUGGAGAUUGUUGGCACCCACACGGAGGUUAACGUGGACCAGACCAUCGACAUAAUCAAGGAAGCCAACAGCAUCAUCAUCACGCCAGGUUGGGGCUUGUGUGCAGCAAAAGCUCAAUAUCCAAUUGCAGACAUGGUGAAGAUGUUGAAGGAACAAGGCAAAACUGUCAGGUUUGGUAUCCAUCCAGUGGCUGGUCGUAUGCCAGGCCAGCUGAACGUACUUUUGGCAGAGGCCGGUGUACCGUAUGACGUGGUCUUGGAGAUGGAUGAGAUCAAUGAAGACUUUCCAGAAACAGACCUGACGCUCGUCAUUGGUGCCAAUGACACUGUGAAUUCUGCUGCUCAAGAAGACCCUAACUCUAUAAUUGCUGGCAUGCCUGUCCUGGAGGUGUGGAAGUCCAAACAGGUGAUCGUGAUGAAGCGAACUUUGGGUGUGGGCUACGCCGCAGUAGAUAACCCCAUUUUCUACAAGGCCAACACAUCCAUGUUGCUGGGAGAUGCCAAAAAGACAUGCGACAGCCUCCAAGGAAAGAUUAGGGAGGCCUACUACUAG
Molecule: messenger RNA, 3216 nt
Organism: Nerophis lumbriciformis (worm pipefish)
Lineage: Eukaryota; Metazoa; Chordata; Actinopteri; Syngnathiformes; Syngnathidae
Source: RefSeq, a predicted model, not a curated record